UUUCAAUCCAUAAUGGAAGAAUCUUUAGAGCAGAGCUGUUUAAGAAAAGAACGUAUCAUUAACAACGAUUCGGUCAAUAGCAUUAAUAUUCGUUAUUGACGAGGAAUUUUUCAAGUGCGUAAUCAGAUCAUGAAGUAUUAUCUUGAAAGGAUGGCCAGGAAACAAGCCGAUUAUUCAUUGCUCCAUCCUUCCUUUAAGAGUUGAAACCAAUAUGUCUCCUUGAAGCAGGGAAGGAUAGGGUCUUUUAGAGUACUUAAGGAAAUCCUGAAAAGGAAAUUAUACCAUUUGAGGCCUAUUUCUUGUGGAAAUCUUUUGAAGAAAGGGGCAAAAAAUACAAGUCAAAAGCUUGCCCUUCUUUGCAAUCUGAAGGGAUUUCUUAUGUUAAGGAUUCAAGAUAUUUCAGAGUUUAUGUUCAAAUAAAAUAGUGAUUACUUGUCAACAUGUAAAAGAAUUACAUUUUGUAGGAGGGACAAUUUUCGGAAUCAAAGGCAAAAACUCUUUUAAGCCUCUUCCCAACAUUGUCCAACUUAGUGUUGAUACUCUCAAGUUUUCUCUUGGCUUUAAGAAAGAUAAAGAGAAAUAUGAUCUAGACUUGGUCAACUUUGUUCUCGAAAUGGUGUCAACAUCAGGGUCUGGACAAUCUUUCAAAAAGUUGAAGAAAGUCAUAUUCUCUAUGAUAAGGAUUAGAAUGCAGGACGUCAAAAAAAUCAUGGAGAUAAGAGAUGUGGCUCCAUCGGUCGAAGUCAGAAUAGAGAAUGGCCCGAAUCUCUAUGUCUUCAGGAAGAGCCAAGAUGGGGUUGUCGAGUUUAAAGAAUAUGAUAAUUCUUAAUGAUUUG
This is a messenger RNA of Moneuplotes crassus, 836 nucleotides long. The record is from the annotation of a GenBank genome assembly. Lineage: Eukaryota; Ciliophora; Spirotrichea; Euplotida; Euplotidae.